AUGCCAGUAUCUAUUAACGAUCAGGCGCCGCAUGUCGUCCUCGAGACGAGCAUGGGUAAAAUUGUUCUCGAGCUUUACUGGGAUCACGCACCACGAACGUGUAAAAAUUUUUCACAGCUUGCUAAACGUGGAUAUUACAACGGAACAAUUUUUCACAGGAUUAUCAGUGACUUCAUGAUUCAAGGUGGAGAUCCGACAGGAACAGGACGUGGCGGAGCUUCGAUUUAUGGCGACCGUUUCGCUGAUGAAAUCGACGAACGGUUGAAACACACUGGUGCCGGUAUUCUUUCAAUGGCUAAUGCUGGGCCGAAUACUAAUGGCUCUCAAUUCUUUAUUACUUUAUCACCAACGCAACAUUUGGAUGGAAAACACACAAUUUUUGGACGAGUUGCCUCUGGAAUGAAGGUUGUUGCGAAUAUGGGAAGAGUAGACACUGAUAACCAUGAUCGCCCAAAAAUCGGAUUUUCUCCAUUCUUUCAUCCACCACCGCCCCAUCCAUUUUGGGGGCCACCGAUGUUUGGACGUGGACCACCGAUGUUUAGUGGGCGUGGGUUCGGCGGUGGAUUUGGCGGCGGACCUGGCGGUGGAUUUGGCGGCGGACCUGGCGGUGGAUUUGGUGGAAAUGGCGGUGGAUUUGGUGGAAAUGGCGGCGGAUGGGGAGGCGGUGGCGGUGGCGGUGAUCGUGGAAGUGGCGGUGGUCGUGGCGACGGUGGUCGUGGAGGUGGCGGUGGUCGUGGCGGCGGUGGUCGUGGAGGUGGCGGUGGUCGUGGCGGCGGUGGUCGUGGAGGUGGCGGCGGUGGUCGCGGUGGAGGCGGUCGCGGUAAAGGCAAGAGAUAA
Molecule: messenger RNA, 837 nt
Organism: Caenorhabditis bovis
Lineage: Eukaryota; Metazoa; Nematoda; Chromadorea; Rhabditida; Rhabditidae
Source: the annotation of a GenBank genome assembly